Molecule: messenger RNA, 1091 nt
Organism: Salvelinus sp. IW2-2015
Lineage: Eukaryota; Metazoa; Chordata; Actinopteri; Salmoniformes; Salmonidae
Product: glutathione S-transferase A
Source: RefSeq, a predicted model, not a curated record
CGCCAACUGCCACGCAGGGCCCAUGUAUUUCGAAACUUGCCAACGUCUUGAACAACACUACCAAGUCGACUACUCCUCGCUUCUUUCUCUGCGGUGUCUACAAUCAUGGCCAAUAACAUUACACUUCUCUGGUGCACCUUCUCGGUUCCGUGCUGGCGGGUUAUGAUCGCUCUGGAGGAGAAAAUGUUGCAGGGAUACAACCAGACGCUGUUGGACUUCGAUAAAGAAGAGCACAAAUCUACAAUAGUCAUGGACCUCAACCCCCGGGCACAGCUCCCUACAUUCAAACACGGGGACUGCAUAGUGAACGAGUCCUAUGGAGCAUGCAUGUAUUUGGAAAACCAGUUCAGGUCCCAGGGGACCCAGAUGAUCCCUGAGGGUCUAGCCGAACAAGCCCUGAUGUACCAACGCAUGUUUGAGGGCCAAACCUUCUACGAGAAACUUAGUGAUGUGGUCUACUAUGAGUAUUAUGUCCCUCAGGGAGAGAGACAUGACUCUGCUAUCAAGAGGAACAAAGAUAACCUUGCGAUUGAAAUUAAACUGUGGGAGGGAUACUUUCAGAAGAUGGAGGCAGGCUCUUACCUGGCAGGAAAAGCCUUCUCGUUGGCUGAUGUCCUUGUCUUCCCCACCAUUGCCUACGCCUUCCGCUCUUGGCUGUCAGCAGAGCGUUACCCCAAACUGAGAGCAUACUACUCUAUGAUGAAGGACAGACCAAGUGUCAAAACUACCUGGCCCCCACACUGGCUGGAAGACCAGGAAAAACCUCAGUGGGGUGACUUUCUCAAAGAGCUCUGAGACUCACACCUACUUAAGGAACACACACACAAUUUUUAAAGUAUUUAUAGGCACUUAAAAUCUAUGUACACUAUAUAUACACAAGUAUGUGGACACCCCUUCAAGUUAGUGGAUUCGGCUGACAGGUGUAUAAAAUCGAGCACACAUCCAUGCAAUCUCCAUAGACAAACAUUGGCAGUAGAAUGGCCUUACUGAAAAGCUUAGUGACUUUCAGUGUGGUGCCGUCAUAGGAUGCCACCUUUCCAGCAAGUCAGUUCGUCAAGUUUCUUCCCUGCUAGAGCUGCCCUGGUCAACUA